UGGUUUAGAUGGCUUCCACUCUCUUCGGAAGAUGCGUGGACGGUCGAGCGGAUCUUGCUCGUCGAUGAGUCGUACGGUCAUGGCUUGUCGUAUAUGGAUAGAGACGUCGAGACCAACACAGACCAAAUUAUGAUGAACUUAGUGACGAGUGCUGAUGGUAGAGGUAAUUGGUAUGCGGGGUAUAGGUCGUAGUUGCGAUGUGAGCCGGUGGUGGGAUCGGAUAGUAUGUUUCCAACUUUCCUUCUGUCUGGUUCGUGAGAUAGGCCACAACGAGAAGCAAGGUAGAUUAAAACGUCUAGAGAGUAUCGGGAUUCAAACAGGUGUAGUGGGUCAUGCUACAGCAUGUCUUAGAUGCG
Stereum hirsutum FP-91666 SS1 is the source of this 356-nucleotide messenger RNA. RefSeq lists its product as uncharacterized. The annotation marks the transcript as partial. The record is from RefSeq and is a predicted model, not a curated record. The transcript has a single exon. NCBI's taxonomy places the organism in Eukaryota, Fungi, Basidiomycota, Agaricomycetes, Russulales, Stereaceae.